Aphanomyces invadans is the source of this 1751-nucleotide messenger RNA. RefSeq lists its product as hypothetical. Gene Ontology annotation, biological process: transmembrane transport. The coding region runs from base 37 to 1092 and encodes 351 amino acids. The record is from RefSeq and is a predicted model, not a curated record. Lineage: Eukaryota; Oomycota; Saprolegniomycetes; Saprolegniales; Verrucalvaceae. Gene Ontology annotation, molecular function: transmembrane transporter activity. The transcript has 10 exons.
GUGAGUCCUGAGGUGAUUGACUUCUGGCGCUGCGCGAUGCUGGACGCCGCGGCCUGCUUCCGCUCUGGCGUCGUCCUUUCGCUCAGCUUCCUCCUCAUCUUUUCCGCGUACAGUGCGACGGAGGUCUUGGAGACAUCGAUCAUUCCGAGCCAUUGCUCGGGCUGUGUUGAAGGACCCGCGAAUGGCACUUGCCAAUCUGGCUUCGUGUGCCAGCACAAGGCGCAAUUCGCGUGCGACGUCGCGUGCGAGGCACCAUAUCGUGAAUGCAAAUCAUCGCUCGGCGACGUUGUGAUGGGCACCAUGUACUUAAUGUUCAUGACGAGCGCGAUGGCCGGGCCGUUUCUUCCGCACUACCUUGGCGAAAAGAAGAGCAUGGUCGGCAGCUCGACCAUCUACGGCGUCUUCGCGCUGGCGAACCUCGUUGUGGCUUCAAAUCCCACAAACGUUGUGCUCCAAUGGGCCGUCAUGAUACCGACGGCAUGCGUCGUGGGCAUUGCCGCCUCAUUUCUGUGGAUAUCACAGGCCAGCUAUCUGACUCGUCUGAGCGUGCAGUAUUCGCAGUUCAAAGGCAUUCCAGCGAUCGCGUCGGUCGGGCUCUUCAGUGGCAUGUUCAAUGCGUUCUUUAAGCUCGCGACCAUCGUCGGCAACACCAUCUCUUCAAUCGUUCUCAAUGUGUUUGGGUGGUCGACAGUACCGUUAUUUUGGAUCUACACGUUGGUUUCCGCUGCAGGCACUGCGCUGCUCUGUCUUGUGCCGGACUUGCCCAUUCCACACGCCGCACCGCUUCCAACGGAAUCCACCAAGCUUUUGGUUCCGGAAUCUCCCGUGACGUCCAUCCAAUCUCUAGCGGCGCUGGCUGUCGACAAGCGCAUGCUUGCGCUGGCCCCCAUCAUGAUCCUCAACGGGUUUCAACAAGGCUUCCUCUCUGGCGAGUUCACGGCCAACGUCGUCCGUGAUUCCCUCGGCAGUUCGGCCAUUGGUACGGUGUUUGUCGUGGUUGGGCUCGUCUCCGUCGCGUCGUCGAUUGUCAUGGGAAAACUGGCCGACAAGUACCAACACGAUCUGCUGCAUGCCUCGACACUUGCAUCCUAACUGGGCCGCAAUGUCCAGGUGCAGCCCACUUCCUGGCCAACUCGUGAGCUUUGUCGUUCUCUUGGCGGCCUACAUCAUGUGCUUUGUGGUCACCGUCUCCAAAUGCGACGAACAGUGGCACGUCGUUCUGACCAUCGGCGUCCUUCUCAGCAUUGGCGAUGCCUGUACGUCCCCUUGGACCUUUCUACUUCGUCACCAUCUCACACGAUGCGCUCCACCGCCAUGAAUAGCGUCGCUGACGUUAGUGAACGUGGUGCUGGGCCAAGAAUUUCCUGACGAUCCUGUGAACGCGUUCUCUCUCUUUCGCGUGUACCAUGCCGGCGCGACGAGCAUCAGCUUCUUCCUCUUUCCCAGUCUCACGUUCCACGGCCGCCUCGCGCUGCUGAUGGCGCUCAUCGUUGUCUCCGCCGUGGCGUAUAUCGUGUAUUACAUGCGAUUCCGCUUCGUCCGCUAGCCUGACGGGGAAGUGUACCGAGUAAAGGCCACGAACGUCGGGUCUUCUAACGGAUGGACUGGCACGCGAGUGAACCCGUCGAAUGUGUCUUUGUCGAGACGCAUUUCCGAUAGGCCUUGGUGCUGGAUUUGCACGUAGAAUGGCAAAUAACUAUGAACAUGAGGAUCAUACUCCCUGCGCAGUGACUGGCUGGGGUGUCUGUCGU